AUGCGUGAAGGUUUUUCAAGAUAUAAUAAAAUUUAUGAAUUUAAUUACCAAAUUUUUAAUCAAAAAGUACAAAUGAGUUUUACAUCUGUUUCUGGUCAUAUUAUGAAUUGUGAUUUUACAGCGGCGCAUAAUAGUUGGGCACAAGUUGAUCCUGUUGUUUUAUUUGAUGCUCCAGUUCAAAAAAGAGUAACUGAUCGAGCAACUGAUAUUGAAAAAACAUUAAAACGUGAAAUAGUCAAAUGUCAAACAUUAAUUAUUUGGACUGAUUGUGAUCGUGAAGGAGAAAAUAUUGGAUAUGAAAUAAUGAAUGUAUGUCGACCAUUAAAAAAUGGUUUAAAAAUUUGUCGUGCUCGUUUUUCUGAAAUAACAUAUGAGAGUGCUGUACGUGCUCUAUCAAAUUUAAUACAACCCGAUGAACGUAUUAGUGCUGCUGUUGAUGUUCGUCAAGAACUUGAUUUACGUAUUGGUGCAGCAUUUACACGUUUUCAAACAUUACGUUUACAUCGUUUAUUUGGUUUUGAUUCAAAACAAAUUUUUAGUUAUGGUCCAUGUCAAUUUCCAACAUUAGAUUUUAUUGUUGAACGUUAUCUUCAACGUGAAAAUUUUAUACGUGAACCAUUUUGGAAAAUAACUGUUGAACAUCAAACUGAUAAUGGUCAAUUUUGUGAAUUUAUAUGGGAACGUAAUCGUUUAUUUGAACAUCAACCAUGUUUAAUGAUUUAUGAUAUGAUUAUGGAUGAACCAUUAGCUAGAGUUAUGGAUAUUAAAUCAAAAAGAAAAUCUAAAUGA
Rotaria sp. Silwood2 is the source of this 789-nucleotide messenger RNA. The record is from the annotation of a GenBank genome assembly. Lineage: Eukaryota; Metazoa; Rotifera; Eurotatoria; Philodinida; Philodinidae.